GGUGUUAGUAUAAACAACAAACUGGAUUGAGGCUGUUCCUCCUGUGCUAGGGAAGAUGGGAUGCUUCUAUUAUUAUUGUUCUUGACGUAGCCGAGAGAACGAGAGGGAGAGAGAGAGAGAGAAAGGGAGAGAGAGUGUGUGAUUUAAUUGAAUUUCUACUUCUCUUCGGAGAAAGGGAGAGAGUAUGGAGCCGGAAUCUGGAACUUCCUCCCGAAACCCUUCCCAGCUUUCAUGGGUGAAUCUCUCCAGAAAUCUAGUAUUAGCUUACCAAAGCUUUGGUGUGGUAUAUGGAGACCUGAGCACUUCACCACUUUAUGUUUAUAAGAGCACAUUUAUAGGGAAGUUGCAAAAUCAUCAAAAUGAGGAAGCAAUAUUUGGCGCAUUUUCCUUGAUCUUUUGGACCCUUACAUUGGUACCUUUGCUCAAGUAUGUUUUCAUCCUGUUGAGUGCAGAUGAUAAUGGUGAAGGUGGGACAUUUGCUCUUUACUCGCUGCUUUGUAGGCAUGCCAGGUUUAGUUUACUUCCCAAUCAACAAGCCGCUGAUGAGGAGCUCUCUGCCUACAAAUAUGGUCCUUCAACACAGGCCGUGGGAUCUUCUCCAUUAAAGAGAUUUCUUGAGAAGCACAAAAGGCUGCGAACUGCUUUACUUCUUGUUGUAUUAUUUGGUGCUUGCAUGGUCAUAGGUGACGGAGUGCUUACUCCUGCAAUUUCAGUUCUAUCAUCAGUAUCUGGCUUGCAAGUUACAGAAAAUAAAUUAACUGAUGGUGAAGUCCUCUUGCUUGCCUGUGUCAUAUUGGUGGGAUUGUUUGCUCUGCAGCAUUUUGGUACCCACAGGGUAGCUUUUAUAUUUGCACCGGUAGUUAUCAUCUGGUUGCUAUCAAUUUUUUGCAUUGGGCUCUACAACACUAUACGUUGGAACCCAAAAAUUGUGCGCGCAUUUUCCCCACUUUUUAUCAUCAAGUUCUUUAGAGAGACUGGUAAAGAGGGCUGGAUUUCCCUGGGAGGGAUCCUCCUUUCUAUCACAGGUACUGAAGCUAUGUUUGCUGAUCUUGGUCAUUUCGCUGCCUUUUCGAUAAGGCUUGCAUUUGCAUUUGUUGUAUACCCCUGUUUGGUAGUACAGUAUAUGGGUCAGGCUGCUUUCCUGUCUAAGAACAUCCCCUCCAUUAGUUCCAGCUUCUAUGACUCAAUACCUGACACUGUUUUUUGGCCUGUCUUCAUUAUUGCCACACUCGCAGCUAUUGUUGGCAGUCAGGCCGUUAUCACUGCUACCUUCUCCAUAAUUAAACAAUGCCAUGCACUUGGUUGCUUUCCACGAGUCAAAGUUGUCCACACCUCAAGACAUAUCUAUGGGCAGAUCUAUAUCCCAGAGAUAAACUGGAUCCUUAUGAUCCUUACUCUUGCUAUUACUAUUGGAUUUCGAGACACGACCUUAAUAGGGAAUGCUUAUGGUCUUGCUUGUGUGACAGUUAUGUUCAUCACCACUUGUCUCAUGACACUGGUCAUAGUCUUUGUUUGGCAGAAAAGUGUUCUAAUAGCUGCCCUGUUCCUUCUCUUCUUCGGGUUCAUUGAGGGUGUCUACCUAACUGCGGCAUUCAUGAAGGUUCCUCAGGGUGGAUGGGUCCCUAUUGUGCUCUCAUGCAUCUUCAUGGGUAUUAUGUAUGUCUGGCAUUAUGGGACUUGCAAGAAGUACAACUUCGAUCUGCACAAUAAAGUCUCUCUAAAAUGGUUGCUUGGCCUAGGUCCCAGCCUUGGCAUCGUUCGUGUGCCUGGAAUAGGCCUUAUAUACUCAGAAUUGGCAACGGGUGUUCCUGCAAUCUUUUCUCACUUUGUAACAAAUCUCCCUGCAUUUCAUAACGUGUUAGUUUUUGUUUGUGUAAAAUCGGUUCCAGUCCCCUAUGUCUCACCUGAGGAGCGCUUCCUCAUUGGACGAGUUUGCCCAAGACCAUACCGUAUGUACCGGUGCAUUGUCAGGUAUGGGUACAAGGACAUCCAACGUGAUGAUGGAGACUUUGAGAACCUGCUUGUCCAAAGCAUUGCUGAGUUCAUCCAAAUGGAAGCAGAAGAACCCCAGUUUUCAUCCUCGGAGAGUUCAUCAAUUGAUGGGAGGAUGGCAGUUAUAAGCACUAGAACGAUUCAGUCCAGCUCAACCUUAAUGGCAACUGAGCAAGAGGGCUUAGGUGUGAGCAACUCCUUCCAAAGCAGCAAAUCUUUAAGCCUCCCCGGUUUGCUAUCUGCUUAUGAUGAUGAGAACCCACAGAUUCGGAGGCGCCGAGUGAGGUUCCAGUUGCCACCAAACCCUGGGAUGGAUGCUUCAGUAAGGGAAGAGCUGAUUGACUUGAUCCAAGCCAAGGAGGCGGGGGUUGCUUAUAUAAUGGGUCACUCAUAUGUGAAGGCCAGGAGAUCUUCCUCAUUCUUGAAAAAGAUUGUGAUUGAUAUGGGAUACUCGUUUCUCAGGAAGAACUGCAGGGGCCCAGCUGUCGCGCUUAACAUUCCUCACAUCAGCCUUAUUGAAGUUGGCAUGAUAUAUUACGUGUAGACAUUAGGAGUUAGAUUAGACGCAUUGAUCCUAAUGCGUCUCUCUCUGAAGGGGUGGACUAGAAAUGGCCAUUGCCUUCUAGCGUGGGAGAAGGUAUGCUGGAGGUAAUGCUUGUAAGCACACUCCUUUGUUGCUUCCUUCUUCCAUGUGUACAGAUAAUCUUAAACUCUUAUGACUUCCCUUGAUGAGUUAUUUAGGCUUUCAAUAUCACUUAUGAUCAGAGGAUGGCCGGAAUUCAAUCUUGAUUUUGAGAUAUUGUUUCACUUGAAAUUGUAAAUAAUAUUAGUGAA
Molecule: messenger RNA, 2826 nt
Organism: Vitis riparia (riverbank grape)
Lineage: Eukaryota; Viridiplantae; Streptophyta; Magnoliopsida; Vitales; Vitaceae
Product: potassium transporter 4
Exons: 9
Coding region: 185-2536 (783 amino acids)
Biological process (GO): potassium ion transmembrane transport; cell tip growth
Cellular component (GO): membrane
Molecular function (GO): potassium ion transmembrane transporter activity
Source: RefSeq, a predicted model, not a curated record